GCGGGGAUCCGGGCGCGGGAUCAGUCAGCACCGAGGCCCGGCCUGAGGAGCGGCCCCCGGCUGCCCUCGGGUCCACAUCACCUGAGGACGGUGCCGGUCCUCCCCCCUUUCCCUCCGCACCUGGGCCCCGGGGAAUUUCCCGCCCGUGGAUACAAAGAACCGCACGUGACUAAUAUUGUCCAUCUUUUAACAGGGUAGAACAAGCAGAGGAUUUGAGCACAUGAUCCUCAAACUCAACCCAUCAGAUCUGCAGUGCCGACAGUUCACCGGGACCUGAAUGUGUGGGAGGGAUUCACUGUGUCAGCCCUCGAGUUCACUGCAUGGAGAAAUUAUCCACCAGUGUGGGUAGGGAUUCACUUGAUCUUCACAUCUAGAGGGCCACCAGAAAUUUCACGUAAUGGAGAAACAAUUUGCAUGUCUUGAUUGUGGGAAGGGAUUCACUCAAGCAUGCAGCCUGAAGAGACACCAGAAAAUUCACACCGGGGAGAGGCCGUUCACCUGUUCUGAGUGUGGGAAGGGAUUUGCUCGUUUGUCCAACAUGAUAACGCAUCAGCGAGUUCACACUGGGGAGAGGCCGUUCACCUGCGCUCUGUGUGGUCAAGGAUUCACUCAAUCCUCCCACCUUGUUACACAUCAACGGGUUCACUCUCUGGAGAAACCAUUUGCCUGUUUAGAUUGUGGGAAGGGAUUCUCCCGAGCAUGCCAGCUGAAGAGGCAUCAGCUAAUUCACACUGGGGAGAGGCCGUUCACCUGCUCUGAGUGUGGGAAGGGAUUCAUUCAACCAUCUGAGCUACUGAGACACCAACGAGUUCAUAGUGGAGAGAGGCCAUUCACCUGUUCUGAGUGUGGGAAAGAAUUCACUCGGCUGUCGAACAUGAUAACACAUCAGCAAAUUCACUCUGGGGAGAGGCCGUUCUCCUGCUCUGAAUGUGGGAAGGAAUUCACUCAGUUGUCCAACAUGAUAACUCAUCAGCAAAUUCACAUCGGAGAGAGGCCUUUCACCUGCUCUGAGUGUGGGAAGGAAUUCACCCAAUUGUCCAACAUGAUAAGACAUCAACGUGUUCAUACUGGGGAGAAGCCGUUCACGUGUUCUGAGUGCGGGAAGGAAUUCACUCAGUUAGCCAACAUGAUAACACACCAGCGAGUUCACACUGGGGAGAGGCCAUUCACCUGUUCUGUGUGUGGGCAAGGAUUCACUCAAUCUUCCCACCUGGUGACACACCAACAGGUUCAUACUCUGGAGAAACCAUUUGCUUGUCCUGAUUGUGGGAAGGGAUUCACACGAGCAUGCAAUCUGAAGAGGCACCAGCAGAUUCAUAGGGGAGAGAGGCCGUUCACGUGUUAUGAGUGCGGGAAGGGAUUCAUUCAAUCAUCUGAGCUACUGACACACCAGCGAGUUCACACUGGUGAGAAGCCGUUCACUUGCACUGAGUGUGGGCAGAGAUUUACCAAGUUCUCCAGCAUGAUAACACAUCAGAGAAUUCACACCGGGGAGAGGCCGAUCAUUUGCUCUCAGUGUGGGAAGGGUUUCACACAAUUUUCCCAACUGAUGACCCACCAGCGAGUUCACGCUGUGGAAAAAUCGUUUGCCUCUCCCAACUCUGGGUAGGAUUUCACUGGUAAAUCUAAUCAGGUGACCCACCAGAGAAUUCAAUCUGGGGAAAGGGCAUUCUCCUGUUUAGUGUGGGGGAAGGGAUUCACUUGAUUAUCUGAGUGAACACACCUGUGCGUUCACACUGUGGGGGAUAGUUUAAAUAGGUUUUUGGUUUGGUGUUGAACUGUCACAAUUGCUGAAUCCUGUUGCAAGUCCCACAAGUGACUGCUGCUGUUGGAUUCUGUGGUUACUGCUGGUGUUCAUCACAAUCAGGAAUGAACACAGGGCACAGUUGGGGCUUGUAGGCUGCUGUUCGUAAGUUUUAUAACUGGGUUGAAGUUUAAUAUUUUGGGUCUGAGAAUAAAUGUGAUCUGUUGUAAACA
Molecule: messenger RNA, 1977 nt
Organism: Leucoraja erinaceus (little skate)
Lineage: Eukaryota; Metazoa; Chordata; Chondrichthyes; Rajiformes; Rajidae
Product: gastrula zinc finger protein XlCGF57.1-like
Exons: 2
Coding region: 398-1609 (403 amino acids)
Source: RefSeq, a predicted model, not a curated record